Molecule: messenger RNA, 4139 nt
Organism: Erigeron canadensis
Lineage: Eukaryota; Viridiplantae; Streptophyta; Magnoliopsida; Asterales; Asteraceae
Product: trafficking protein particle complex II-specific subunit 130 homolog
Exons: 20
Coding region: 41-3754 (1237 amino acids)
Biological process (GO): early endosome to Golgi transport; intra-Golgi vesicle-mediated transport
Cellular component (GO): TRAPPII protein complex
Source: RefSeq, a predicted model, not a curated record
AUAUACUUUUAUAUAAUAUUAAACAAAAUGCAGAUGUAAAAUGGCAAAUUCCAUAGCACAGUUUCAGCUUGUAAAAGACUCAUGCGAUCACCUCCUGAUUGCCGUUAAAGAUGUGAGUGACCUGUGGCCUCUUGUCAAGGAAGGAUUUGAGAAACGGCUUCCGUUUAAAAGAGCUACAUUAAACAAUAAAACCCAUGAUCCGGUGUCCGUUAAUAACUUGCCAGCUGAGUUUACAUUGACUACAGAUUCAAGGCUCCGUGGUCAGGACCCUUUGUCCUAUUGUUUUCAACAACCAUAUGCAACUGUGGUUCUUGUGACAUGCGAGGAUUUAGAUGAGUUCAAGACGAGCCUAAAACCACGUCUGAAAUUGAGCUUGCAAAAUGAUGAUGAGUGGUUCAUUGUAUUUGUGUCCAAAGCUGCACCAGAUGAUGACCAAGCCACCAAAAUGGCAACAAAAGUUUAUGCCAGAGUUGAAGCGGAUUUCAACUCUAGAAGAAGGGAAAGAUGCAUCAAAUUUGAUCUCCUUGAACCCGAUGUAAUUGUUUGGGAUGAGUUGGAAUACAAACUCAUGGAAUGCGUCAGAAACACUCUUGAUAGACGCAUCCAGUUCUACGAGGAGGAGCUUCGUAAGCUCGGUGAACAACGUUUAAUGCCAGUUUGGAGCUUCUGUAAUUUAUUCAUUCUCAAGGAAAGCCUAGCGUUCAUGUUUGAGAUGGCUCAUCUUUAUGAGGAUGCAUUGCGGGAAUAUGUUGAACUAGAAUUCUGUUACUUGGAUGCAGUUAAACAUGCAGGUAAACAUGGGGACUUUGGAGGAACGGACCAUGGAGAUGAUCAAUCUGCCAUACUAAACCCUAGUAAAAAACAACUGGCACAGAUUGUUCAAAAUAGCUCUUUUAGGGAGUUCGAAUUUCGCCAAUACUUAUUUGCAUGUCAAGCAAAGCUAUUGUUUAAUCUAGACCGUCCAUUUGAGGUUGCAUCAAGGGGGUUUUCAUUCAUAGUUAGCUUCUCUGAAGCAUUGGCCCUGCAUGAGAGUAUUUUGCCCUUUUGUUUCAGGGAAGUUUGGGUCCUAACAUCGUGUUUGGAAUUGGUCAAAUCAACUGCUGUCCAUUACAGAGAUGGACCAGUGACACCGGAGAUACAAAAAGAGUAUUAUCGUGUACAGGGGGAGUUAUAUUCUCUGUCCAGAGUUAAGUUCAUGAGGCUUGCAUAUUUAAUUGGGUAUGGAUCUGAUAUAGAAAGAAGUCCAGUCAACAGUGCUUUACUUAGUAUGCUACCAUGGCCCAAACCGGCAACCUGGCCUUCAAUUCCACCUGAUGCAUUAUCCGAGGUUCCCUUAAGAGAAAAGACGAUUCUUCAAGCUACACCAAGGAUCAAGCACUUCGGUAUUCGGAGAGAACCGUUGCCUCUUGAACCCUCUUUUCUCCUGCACGAGACUAAUCGUCGAAGACCUUCUCAGUCUGCCGGAAAUCUGUUUGAAUGUGUUCCAUUCAUUUGGCUAACGAUGCGAUAUUCUGCCAGCUCAGGUUCAGAAGUUGAGACAUUUUCUUCUCCAGAAUCAUCUCCUACUUCUAUGUCAAGGACCACUUCUAUACCGGUGAACUUUGAGAGCUCGGUUGAUACCAUGAGACUUGCUGAAGCUAUUGUGGCUGCUGAACAUGCUCUCCGUAAAACUAUAUCUGAUCCUGGUUUGUGGAAAUCAUUAUCAUCUUUGGAGGAGUUUGAGCAAAAAUAUCUGGAACUAUCAAAGGGUGCUGCUGACAAUUAUCAUCUUUCAUGGUGGAAAAGGCACGGGGUUGUACUUGAUGGUGAAAUUGCAGCCACUUUACUUAAGCACGGUAAUUAUGAUCUAGCUGCAAAAUUAUACGAGAAAGUCUGUGCUCUUUACUCUGGUGAAGGAUGGCAAGAGUUAUUAGCAGAUGUGCUUCCUAGUCUAGCCGAAUGCCAAAAGUUACUUGAUGAUCAUCCUGGUUACUUAACAUCUUGUGUGAGAUUGCUUUCUCUUGAUAAAAGCUUGUUUUUGACCAAUGAACGCCAAGCUUUUCAGUCAGAACUAGUUCGUCUGGCACACAGUGAAAUGGAGGAUCCUGUGCCCUUAGACGUCUCGUCUCUAAUUACUUUUGCUGGAAAUUACGGGCCACCCAUGGAGCUGUGUGAUGGGGAUCCGGGCACAUUGCCUGUAACUUUAUGGAGCGAAUUUCCUGAUGACAUCACUCUAGAAUCACUUAGUCUUACCUUGACAGCUACCAAUAAUGCAGAUGCACGUGUAAAGGCAAUCAAGAGCUCUGAUGCAACGAUACUGAACACUGGGAGAAAUACAAUCACUCUUUCUUUGCCCCCUCAAAAACCUGGUGCGUAUGUCUUGGGUGUUCUUACAGGGCAGAUUGGACAUUUACGAUUUAGGUCUCAUGGUUAUUCCAGAGGCGGGCCUGCUGACAGUGAUGAUCUUAUGAGUUUUGAUAAGCCAACUAGGCCUAUAUUGAAGGUGUUAAACCCAAGGCCUCUUGUUGAUCUUACGACUGCAGUUUCAUCUGCAUUGCUCUUGAACGAACCUCAGUGGGUCGGGGUUGUUCUAAAGCCAAUCAAUUAUGCCCUCAAGGGUGCAGUUCUGCACAUAGAAACUGGACCUCAGUUGAAGUUUGAGGAGUCGUGUUCUAUAGAAAUGGAGAAAUAUUCAAAUGGUGAUAGUGAUAAUUCUUCUGCUGAAUCUAAAGAGUUUGCUCAACUUACUCUUAAGAACGGUAGUAUAGACCUUCCAGACUGGGCAAGCAGUAUAUUUAGUGUUUUGUGGAUUCCCUUACGCGCCAUCAAGGAUGGGCUAUCAAGAGGAACAUCUGCAGGGGAACUGUCUUCCCAAAGGUCAGGCAUUAUUGAUGGAAUGAGGACUUUAGCUCUAAAACUUGAAUUUGGAGUGUCCCACAACCAGAUACUAAAAAGGACAAUGGCUGUUCAUUUCACUGAUCCAUUCAAUGUUAUCACACGUGUAGUUAAACAGGGCAGUGACGGUGCUUUGCUUUUGCAGGUGAUACUACACUCACAGGUUAAAGCCUCAUUAACUAUUCACGAUGCUUGGUUAGAUCUACAAGAUGGUUUUUCUCAUACUGCACAAGGUGAUGGGAGACCAACAUCUAACUUAUUCCCGCUUGUGGUUCCAGCAACAUCUAGAACGGGAAUUUUGUUUGAUAUAUCCAUGGGAGCUACAACCACUGAAGAUCAAGGGAUAAUGGUGCGUCCUGAUACAGUCUUAAACGUUAAAUAUGACAUUUCUGGCGAUAGAAAUAUUGGAUCUCAUAGCCCUUUAUCCCUGGCAACCAAAGUACAAGAGGAUAAUGUCACAAAGCUGUUGACAUUUACGAGUGUUCUUGUUUUAAAACGGCCUGUAUUGGAACCUUUGUUAGUAGUCGGCUUUGUUCCUCUUCCUUCAAAUGGUCUUAGAGUUGGGCAGCUAAUAACAAUGAAAUGGCUAAUCGAAAGGGUGCAGUAUCUUGAGGAGGAAAUAAUGUAUGAAGUCAAAGCGAAUUCAAAGAAUUGGAUGAUUGCCGGGAGGAAACGAGGCCAUGCCACGCUCUCCAGUAAACAAGGUUCAAAGAUUGAGAUUUCAAUGUUGUGUCUACCACUAGCUGCUGGAUAUGUUCGUCCUCCACAACUCGACUUGCAAAACAUCAACCGGGCAAAUAUUUGUUGCAAUCCUGCUGCUCCUCAUUUGGUGUGUGUCUUGCCUCCACCUCUGAGUUCGUCCUUUUGCAUACCCGCAUGAUGCAUGAGAACCUGAGCUCGCUGCUGUAUAUUUUUCCGGAAGUGUCUGCACUCUAUCACAAGCUGUAUUCCAGCAGGUCAUGUACAGAGAUGGCGCAGUCAGUUUUGCAUCUCAUAUUUUGUAGAGUUACAUCAUCACUUUCCCACUUACUAUUAUUUGGCAUGCCAUUUUACAUUUUGGUCUGCUGGGUAUGCACCUGAACUAAAAGGUGCCGUUUUCUCGGAAAAACAGCAAUAAACAAUAUCUUUAUGAGCAUUCUUUAAUUGAAACAGUUUUCACUUAGUGAUGGAAUCAAACGACAGUCUUUUAGUAGUAAAAAAGUUCUAACAUGCCACUGAGUAUGCUAAUUCUAUGACUGGGACAUCUUUGGCUAUAUCACAACAGU